AUGCUUGACGUGAUUGAGGAGGAAGAAGAGGAGCCCCAGGACAUUAUCGAUGAGUCGCUCUACUUGUUUAAGCCGCACAUGCUUUUCCGUACCUUCCCCAUUAAAGGUGCUGGCGACCGCGUCAUUCUGUACGUGACGAUGUACCUCCACGAGUGUUUGAAGAAAAUCACCUCGCUGAAGCGUGAAGAGGCUAAUGCUGUGCUGCUCAACCACGCCACCACGUCGUUUGCGUCACCAGGGGAAAAGGACUUUGCGUUUAACGCUUUUUUCCCUCCUGGGACCCAGGCAGAACAGGAAAGAUGGCGGGAGUACGCAAAGCAACUUCGCCUGGAAGCCAGCGUACGCCUCAUUGAGAAGGUCUUUCUGUUUCCAGAGAAGGACGGCACCGGGAAUAAGUUUUGGAUGGCAUUCGCGAAGAGGCCGUUUUUGGAGUCUGGCUAA
This is a messenger RNA of Trypanosoma conorhini, 441 nucleotides long. Its product is annotated as ARP2/3 complex subunit. The transcript has a single exon. Lineage: Eukaryota; Euglenozoa; Kinetoplastea; Trypanosomatida; Trypanosomatidae. Gene Ontology annotation, cellular component: Arp2/3 protein complex; cytoskeleton. Gene Ontology annotation, biological process: regulation of actin filament polymerization; Arp2/3 complex-mediated actin nucleation. Gene Ontology annotation, molecular function: actin filament binding. Bases 1 to 441 code for a protein of 146 amino acids. The record is from RefSeq and is a predicted model, not a curated record.